This is a messenger RNA of Plenodomus lingam JN3, 297 nucleotides long. Lineage: Eukaryota; Fungi; Ascomycota; Dothideomycetes; Pleosporales; Leptosphaeriaceae. The record is from RefSeq and is a predicted model, not a curated record.
AUGGUAUCCACAAAGUACGACAGUAGGCUCAAACAAAAGUGCACGAGGUCGACCGAAUGCCUAACAAUAAGCCCGUCCAACCAUAGCCAAAACCUCACGAUGCAUCGGAUGCGACCCAAGUCUUGGCUCCAGGAUGAAAGGGAAGGUCGCUAUUGUCUCAGAUACUGUAAGAACAGGGCCGGAAAGGAGAACGGAACCGCAAAGCCGAAAUUUACAAAUACAAUACUGGAUAGAGCCCAUUUUCAGCGGCCCCGCAAUGUGGCUGUACCUACCCGCCUACCGCGAAGAGUAAAGUAA